AUGAGGUUGAUAAAAGUAGCAACUUGUAAUUUGAACCAAUGGGCAAUGGAUUUUGAUUGCAACAUGAAGAACAUUAAGGAAUCCAUAACCAAGGCUAAGGAAGCUGGAGCAGUCAUUAGGCUGGGCCCUGAACUUGAAAUCACUGGAUAUGGCUGUGAAGAUCACUUCCUUGAACUUGACACUGUCACUCAUGCGUGGGAUUGCUUGAAAGAGCUUCUGUUGGGUGAUUGGACUGAUGGGUUAUUGUGUAGUUUUGGGAUGCCUGUCAUCAAGGACUCUGAGCGUUACAAUUGCCAGAUUUUGUGUUUAAACCGAAAAAUUGUCAUGAUACGUCCAAAGAUGUGGCUUGCAAAUGAUGGCAAUUACCGGGAACUGAGGUGGUUUACCGCAUGGAAGCAGAAAGACCAUUUGGAGGACUUUCUGCUUCCUCCUGAAGUUUCUGAGGUUUUGUCACAGACCACAGUUCCCUUUGGAUAUGGUUACCUUCAGUUUUUGGACACAGCUGUUGCUGCUGAAGUCUGUGAGGAGCUUUUUUGUCCUAUGCCUCCACAUGCUGAGCUGGCUCUGAAUGGAGUUGAAGUAUUCAUGAAUGCCAGUGGAAGCCAUCAUCAAUUAAGAAAACUAGAUGUUCGACUGCGUGCAUUUAUAGGAGCUACCCAUACCCGUGGGGGAGUUUAUAUGUAUAGUAAUCACCAGGGAUGCGAUGGUGGCCGCCUUUAUUAUGAUGGAUGUGCUUGUAUUGUUGUUAAUGGAGAUGUGGUUGGACAAGGCUCACAAUUUUCUUUGAAGGAUGUGGAAUUAGUGGUUGCUCAAAUAGAUCUAGAUGCGGUUGCUAGUCUCAGAGGAUCCAUAAGUAGUUUCCAAGAACAAGCUAGCUGUAAGAGGAAAAUUUCAUCAGUAGCUGUACCUUUUAAGCUUUGCCAAUCUUUUAACAUCCAAAUGGCUCUUUCAAGUCCACUUAAGAUUAGGUAUCACUCCCCUGAAGAGGAAAUAGCUUUUGGUCCCGCUUGCUGGUUGUGGGAUUAUUUGAGGAGAAGUGGCGCCUCUGGAUUUUUGCUUCCACUUUCUGGUGGGGCCGAUAGCUCUUCUGUGGCUGCUAUUGUCGGCUGCAUGUGUCAGCUGGUUGUGAAAGAAAUUGCGAGUGGUGAUGAACAAGUCAAAGCUGAUGCAAUUCGCAUCGGCAACUACACCUCUGGCCACUUUCCAAGUGACAGCAAAGAAUUGGCUAAACGCCUUUUUUACACUGUGUUCAUGGGAUCUGAGAACAGUUCUGAAGCAACAACAACACGUGCUAAAGUGUUGGCGGAUGAAAUUGGAGCGUGGCAUCUCAAUGUUAGCAUUGAUGGGGUCGUUUCUGCCCUUCUAACUUUAUUUCAAACUCUCACCGGAAAGCGACCCCGCUAUAAGAUAGAUGGUGGAUCAAACAUUGAAAACUUAGGACUGCAGAACAUUCAAGCUCGAAUCAGAAUGAUCUUGGCAUUCAUGUUUGCAUCAUUACUGCCUUGGGUCCACAAUAAACCAGGAUUUUACCUUGUUCUUGGAAGUUCCAAUGUGGAUGAAGCAUUGCGUGGUUACUUGACUAAGUACGAUUGCAGCUCAGCAGAUAUUAAUCCAAUUGGGAGCAUCAGCAAGACUGAUCUCCGUGCAUUCUUGAAGUGGGCUGCUAUUCAUCUUGGUUAUCCAUCACUAGCGGGAAUUGAGGCUGCUCCUCCAACAGCUGAAUUGGAGCCAAUCCGAGCCAAUUACAGUCAGCUGGAUGAGGUGGACAUGGGAAUGACUUAUGAAGAACUCUCAGUAUAUGGAAGAUUACGGAAGAUUUUCCGAUGUGGUCCUGUAUCCAUGUUUAAGAACCUCUGUUUUAAAUGGGGUGCGACUCUUUCCCCGUCGGAGGUGGCCGAUAAAGUGAAGCACUUCUUCAAGUAUUAUUCCAUUAACAGACACAAAAUGACUGUUUUAACGCCAUCUUAUCAUGCUGAGAGUUAUUCACCCGAAGACAACAGGUUUGAUCUUCGCCAAUUUCUAUAUAACGCAAGGUGGCCGUAUCAGUUCCGCAAGAUUGACGAACUCGUGCGUGAGUCGGAUGGUGAUAGAGUUGCUGCGGCAAUUUCAACCUCAGCUGGAAAUGAGAAUGUGAAUGUUACGAGGGGAGGGGGCAUGGGUGUUGUGGCUGCAGGAUCCGGAGAUCCAAAAGCUGGGUUUUAA
Oldenlandia corymbosa var. corymbosa is the source of this 2202-nucleotide messenger RNA. NCBI's taxonomy places the organism in Eukaryota, Viridiplantae, Streptophyta, Magnoliopsida, Gentianales, Rubiaceae. The record is from the annotation of a GenBank genome assembly.